This is a messenger RNA of Spinacia oleracea (spinach), 939 nucleotides long. RefSeq lists its product as uncharacterized. NCBI's taxonomy places the organism in Eukaryota, Viridiplantae, Streptophyta, Magnoliopsida, Caryophyllales, Amaranthaceae. The transcript has a single exon. The record is from RefSeq and is a predicted model, not a curated record. The coding region runs from base 1 to 939 and encodes 312 amino acids.
AUGUGUCACCCUGGGGGUAGGAUUAUUCUUGCUUGGAAUCCAUCUGAGUUCCAGGUGAACCCCUAUUUUAGUUCCAGUCAGCUAAUUCAGUGUGCCAUUAUUAAACCAAAAAAUGAGAGUCAGUUUGAAUGUUCUUUUAUAUAUGCUCAUAAUUCUCAACAAGAUAGAGUUGCUCUUUGGAAAGAUCUUUGCUCUAUUGCUGGUUCAGUUAAUGAUGCUUGGAUCUUGAUGGGUGACUUUAAUUGUGUUCUCAACACAGAUGAGAGAGUGGGUAGUGUAGUUAGACUACAUGAAAUUCAGGAUUUUCAGUCCUGUGUUAAUACUUGUGGUUUGGUGGAUGCUAAACUAAAUGGUAAUUUUUUCACCUGGAAUAAUAAACAACAAGGCAGUAGGAGAGUGUUCUCUAAACUGGAUAGAGUUUUGAUAAAUCAGGCUUGGCUCACUCAAUAUCCAAAUACUGAGGUAUGUUUUAAAAAUGAGGGCUACUUUGACCAUUGCCCUGGCACUGUCUCUGUUUACCGUUAUUUGGCAGCAGGGAAAAAGCCCUUCAAGUUCUUUUCCAUGUGGCAAGAAGCUCCUCAAUACAAAGACAUUGUGAUGACUGCCUGGAAUAUGUCUGGCACACCCAUGUAUCAGGUGGUUCAGAAACUGAAAAAUGUAAAAAUUGCUUUGAAAAAGUUGAAUAAGGAGGGGUUUGGUGAUAUUGAGGCUAAGGAAACAAAAACAGCUCAUGCAUUGCAGGAGUUGCAAGAUGAAUUACACAAAAACCCUGCUGAUGUUGAGAUGGCUAAUAAAGAAAAACAAGCUCAACAGGAGUAUUUGGUUGCUCAUAAAGCUUUGCUGAGCUUUCUUGCUCACAAGGCCAAGUCAGUGUGGAUAAAGGAGGGUGAUGAGAACACUGCUGUGUUUCAUAGGUUUAUUAGACAAAGACAAGUGUAG